This is a messenger RNA of Amphimedon queenslandica, 986 nucleotides long. Its product is annotated as G2/mitotic-specific cyclin-B1-like. Bases 366 to 971 code for a protein of 201 amino acids. The transcript is spliced from 5 exons. The record is from RefSeq and is a predicted model, not a curated record. Lineage: Eukaryota; Metazoa; Porifera; Demospongiae; Haplosclerida; Niphatidae.
GCUGAAUCCAUUUAGUUGCAAACUGCAGAAUAGGCUUCUUUUUCUAGAAAUAAUAGAUGAAUAAUAUUUCUUAAAUUUUGUUUCCAAGCAACUGUAUUUUUUUAAUUUUUGAUUCCAAAAUAAACAAGGUCACGUGAUCAUUUUCAAAUCCUACCCACAGCUGAUUCUGAUUGGCCAAUUCUCAUAUGCUCCUCCUUUAUUUUAAAUUUGAAAAGGAUAGCAGCGCGGUCUCUCUUGCUGGUAGCUCUCUCUCUCUCUUGCUUCUUUCUUCUCUUCUUUGCUUCUUGUUCAGCUUUGUAGCCUUUCAGCUUUUUGCUUAUUAAUAAGUUUUAAGAUUUUGUUAGUACAAUCGAGAUUACGUAGUGAUGGCCCUACAGUACAGGCAUCAAACUAAAGUGAGCCAAGAAAACAUGGCAGGGAAACUAGCCCGUCCUCAUUUUCGAGUGCCAGAACUCAAAGCCAGACCAGCCCUGGGCUCUAUACAGAACAAUAUGAUUGAGUCGAACCCACCUCACGUUGCUAUGAAGCAGAAACCGUCUCUUUUAAAGCCGGUCGCUCCACCAAGUCACCUGGCCCCUUUCAUGGCCGAUCCUCCAGUGGUUCAUGAUGAAGAUGAUAUCACCGAGGAACACGUUAUACCAGAAUCACCUUCUCCAGAAUCCAUGGACGUUGUCCAGAUCUCAGAAGCAUUCUCUGAGCAGUUACAGAUUAAUGAUAUCGAUUCCCAAGAACCAGAUAAUCCUCAAUUGUGCUCCGAAUAUGCUAAAGACAUAUACAUGUACAUGAGAGACAUUGAAUGCCAGUAUCACGUUCCUCCAACCUAUAUGGCUGACCAGAAGCACAUUGAUGGCAGAAUGAGAGCCAUACUGAUCGACUGGCUGAUUCAAGUUCAUCACAGAUUCACUUUAUUGCAGGAGACACUCUACCUCACAGUCUCCAUCAUUGAUAGAUAUCUUAAGGUGAUUUUUUAAUUUUGAUCUCAAAUA